Molecule: messenger RNA, 1884 nt
Organism: Pestalotiopsis fici W106-1
Lineage: Eukaryota; Fungi; Ascomycota; Sordariomycetes; Amphisphaeriales; Sporocadaceae
Exons: 1
Coding region: 1-1884 (627 amino acids)
Source: RefSeq, a predicted model, not a curated record
AUGCCACGACGCGCCGUACGCAUCGCCAACUGCUCCGGUGCCAUACCCGAUCAGGGCGAUUUCAUGCUUCACCAGGCAACGGCUGGCCCAGUUGAUGUGAUCACUGGCGACUAUCUGGCCGAGGCCAAUCUCGCACAGUAUGCCGAGGCGUACGCCAGGGGCGAGCAUCCUGGCUGGGUAUCAACGGCAUGGGAUGGCUUGCAGCUCUCCCUCGGCGCCAUCCACGAGCGACGGAUCAAAGUUGUCAUUGACGGUGGGGCUCUGAACCCCAGAGGGCUCGCCGAGAAGACGGAUGCGCUUGCGCGAGAGAAGGGAUAUGAUCUCAGGGUGGCCUGGGUCGAAGGAGAUGAUCUCACAUUCAAGGUUCACGAUAUCCUCAAGCGCGAUGCUAAUGGCAAACUUCCACACUUUGACGCCAAGAACGAGGAGGUGCAGUUGGCCAAGGACACUGAGAACUUUCUCAAUGACCCAAAGAAGAAAAUCGUAGCUGCAAAUGCAUAUCUUGGUUGCCGAGCUAUACGAAAGGGGCUGGACGAGGGUGCAGACAUUAUCAUCUGUGGACGCGUGGCAGAUGCUAGCCCCGUGAUAGGCGCCGCAGCUUGGUGGCAUGGCUGGAGAGACGACCAAUUUGAUGAGUUGGCUGGUGCACUUCUUGCUGGGCACCUCAUCGAGUGCAGCACGUAUGGUACAGGGGGUAACUAUGCUGGAUUUGAUGAGUAUCCUAUCGAGGAUCUCCUGAAUUUGGGAUGCCCGAUUGCAGAAAUUGACGAAAGGGGAGAGUGCGUGAUCACAAAACACGAAAAGCUUAGGGGGAUCGUCACGGAAGAGGUUGUCAAGUGCCAGAUGCUGUACGAAUUGCAGGGCACAAUCUACUUGAACAGCGAUGUCAAGGCAGAACUGAAAAACGUCAUCGUCAAACAAGUUGGAGAAAAUCGUGUUCACGUCUCCCGGGCCAAAGGCUACCCGCCGCCACCGACUACCAAGCUCGCUGUCUUCUACAAGGGCGGGUUCCAGGGCGAGUUGACCAUGAAUGCUACUGGCUAUGCAGUCGAUCGAAAAUAUGAUCUUCAAGAAGCACAGCUCCGAGACAAGAUGGAGCAGUGGGGCCUGACGCAAAAGGUCGAUCUCCUGGAGCUUCAACGCGUUGGCGUUCCCGAGGCCAAUCCGAGAAGCCAGCUGGCAGCAACGACUUAUCUCCGCAUCUUUGUGCAGGCGGCCACAGCCGAGCUUGUCAAAGCCGUGCUCGGCGCCAUUGUUUACAACUUUAUGCAGCACUUUCCCGGCAUGAAUUGUACGCUCGACUGGCGGCUCAUGACGGACCCGUUGCCGUUCCUCGGAUACUUUCCCGCGCUCGUGAGUCAGGAUGAGAUCCAGGAAGCUGUCAGCAUCAUUGGGGGCCCAACGGACAAUGUCAGGAGAUGGGAAGUAGGAGUGCCGCUCAAGACGGAACCAUUAGAAGCGAGGGAGAACUACGAUCCCGUCUCGCCCCGGGCAUCCGGCGACUUUGGUCCUACCCGCAUGGUUCCGCUCGGCGAUGUGCUCCUUGCGCGUUCUGGCGAUAAGGGUGCCAAUGUCAAUGUCGGAUUCACACCGAGGGCUCGUCAGAACAAUGACGAUACGUGGGAGUGGAUGCGCGGUUUCUUGACUCGAUCACGCAUCAAAGAGCUCAUGGGAGAAGACUGGAAGGACUGGUACCACAUGGAGCGUGUAGAAUUUCCAGGGAUCAGAGCAGUGCAUUUUGUCGUGUACGGCGCCUUGGGCAGAGGUGUCAGCAGCUCGGCCAAGCUUGAUAGCCUGGGAAAGGGGUUCGCCGAAUUUUUGCGAGCCGUACACGUUCCUAUGCCGUUAAAGUUCCUUAGACGACCGGCAGUGAGUAGACUGUAG